CAAGGCCUCGUCGGUCAAAGAGGAGAAUCAGGGCUGGAAGGGGACAGCGGACCACCAGGCCCAGAUGGCGUCAAGGGAGACAAAGGAGAGCAAGGCCUGGAAGGAGAGAAAGGAGAAAAAGGCAACGAAGGGCUGAAGGGAAAAGAAGGCGCUCCUGGAUAUCCGGGAAUCACAGGUGUCCGAGGACCCGAAGGGAAACCAGGAAAACAGGGAGAAAAGGGCAAGCCUGGCCAGAAGGGCAGCAAGGGCUUUCAGGGGCAGCUCGGCGAGACGGGACCUCCGGGCAAGGAGGGGCCGAAGGGGAACCAAGGCCCUAAAGGAUCCCGAGGUACCCUGGGACCUAUGGGUGCUCCAGGAAGGAUGGGUGUUCAAGGGGAACCAGGCUUAAAGGGCUACCAGGGGCAUGCAGGACCACCAGGACCAGUUGGACCACCAGGGCCAAAGGGGGAAAAGGGAGAACAAGGUGAUGAUGGGAAAGUAGAAGGCCCACAGGGACCACCUGGAGACAGAGGCCCUGUUGGUGACAGAGGUGAUCGAGGGGAGCCUGGAGACCCUGGUUAUCCUGGUCAAGAAGGGCUUGAUGGAGAAAGAGGAAAACCUGGACAGCAAGGUUUACCUGGGGAUCCUGGACCACCAGGCCAACCAGGAGCAAAGGGAUCCAAAGGUGAUGUGGGUCAAAAAGGAAAGCAAGGAGCACGAGGCAGUGCGGGGAGCAGGGGCUCACCGGGCACCCUUGGGCUACCAGGACCUAGAGGAGUGGUGGGCAGGCAGGGUCAGGAGGGUGCCCCUGGAGUGGACGGAGUGCCCGGGAAGGACGGCGUGCCUGGGACGCUGGGAGAGCAGGGAGAUGACGGGGAAGAAGGUGUAACAGGGAUGUCAGGCAAAAGAGGGAACCCAGGAAUACCAGGACUUCCUGGAGCACAGGGACCACCAGGAUUUAAGGGUGAAAGAGGAUUGCCUGGACAGACUGGCCAAACAGGGAAGCGAGGAUCACCAGGCGGAACAGGGCUUCCAGGGAGCCCAGGUGAUCCAGGACCCAAAGGACAGCCGGGAGACUUCGGUGAGGCAGGAUUUCCAGGCAUUGCAGGCAUGUUUGGGCCAAAGGGGCCCCCAGGAGACCUCGGUUUCAAAGGCAUUCAGGGGCCACGUGGGCCGCCCGGCCUCAUGGGAAAAGAAGGAAUUAUUGGUCCACUUGGAAUUCUGGGUCCCACGGGAAGUCCAGGUCCGAAGGGAGACAAGGGCAGCCGUGGAGAAACGGGUCUGCAAGGUCCAAGGGGUCCUCCAGGCCCACGAGGACACCCUGGCCCUCCGGGUCCGCCAGGAAUUCCAGCGUCAUUUCAACAAGAUGGCUUUGGAGCAGCUUUCCGGUCACUGCUGGACUCGAACGCGGCGCUCAAGGCAGAGGGUUACCAACAUCCAGAACUUGUGAUGCUGGACCAUGGAGGGGAGAUCUUCAAGACUCUACACUACCUCAGCAACCUCAUUCAGAGCAUCAAAAGACCCCUGGGAACUAAGGAGAACCCUGCACGCAUCUGUCGAGACCUCAUGAACUGUGAACAGAAGAUGAACGAUGGUACCUACUGGAUUGACCCAAAUCUUGGCUGUUCCUCGGACACCAUACAGGUCAUCUGUAACUUCACCAACGGUGGGCAGACGUGUCUCAGUCCCAUCACUGUCUCCAAGCUGGAUUUCGACAUUGGUAGAGUCCAGAUGAACUUCCUUCGACUUCUGAGCUCCGAGGUGGUCCAGCACAUAACCAUCCACUGCCUGAACACCUCCGUGUGGCGGGAAGGUUUGUCCGAAAAACCUUCAGAAAAAGCCGUGCGCUUCAAGGCCUGGAACGGACAGAUGUUUGAGGCAGGAGGGCAGCUCAAGCCAGAAGUGGCAGCUGAUGAUUGCAAGAUCAAGGACGGACGCUGGCAUCGGACCCUCUUUUCGUUUCGGACGCAGGACCCUCACCAGCUGCCCAUCGUCAACAUCUACAACCUUCCCCCAUCCGAGCCAGGAAAGCAGUAUCACCUCGAGGUCGGCCCCGUGUGCUUCCUUUGAACAAAGCCAUCAAAACUGGGCUCCAAGGCUUCG
Tinamus guttatus (white-throated tinamou) is the source of this 2082-nucleotide messenger RNA. NCBI's taxonomy places the organism in Eukaryota, Metazoa, Chordata, Aves, Tinamiformes, Tinamidae. The record is from RefSeq and is a predicted model, not a curated record.